This is a messenger RNA of Diversispora eburnea, 702 nucleotides long. The record is from the annotation of a GenBank genome assembly. NCBI's taxonomy places the organism in Eukaryota, Fungi, Glomeromycota, Glomeromycetes, Diversisporales, Diversisporaceae.
AUGGAAGGCUCUUAUGAUCGCGCUUUGACUGUUUUCUCGCCAGACGGACAUCUUUUUCAAGUGGAAUAUGCUUUAGAAGCGGUUAGAAAGGGUACUUGUGCGGUUGGAGUUCGUGGUGAAGAUUGUGUUGUUCUUGGUGUAGAGAAAAAAACUGUUCUUAAAUUACAAGACCCUCGUACUAUACGAAAGAUAGUUAUGCUUGAUGAUCACGUAUGUAUGGCUUUUGCAGGUCUAAGUGCGGAUGCACGAGUUCUUGUUAAUAAGGCUCGAGUGGAAUGUCAAAGUCAUAGACUUACUGUUGAAGAUCCUGUAACAAUCGAGUAUAUUACUCAUUAUAUUGCUACCAUUCAACAAAGCGGUGGUGUACGACCUUUUGGAAUUUCCACACUUAUUAUUGGAUUUGACCCGAAUGAUAAAAUACCUAGACUUUAUCAAACUGAUCCAUCAGGAAUAUAUUCAGCAUGGAAGGCAAAUUCCAUUGGUAGAAGUUCUAAAACUGUUCGCGAAUUUUUGGAGAAAAAUUAUAAAGAAGGGUUAUCUAAAGAUGAAACCAUAAAAUUAGCAGUCAAAUCUUUGUUAGAAGUUGUACAAACGGGUGCAAAGAAUAUUGAAAUUGCAGUCGUGACUGCAGAUUCUGUCAAGAAUUUAGAAAUAGAAGAAGUUGAAGCUAUUGUAUUACCUAUUUCUAAUUUACCAAAUUAA